CCGGGUUUAUCAAUCAAUCGGAAUCGAACGCUCGUCGAGGAAGGACGAUCCUCCACCGAACAAACAAAACACCCGCAGUCUGUGUGAUCUUCUCUCGAGUGUGUGAAAGGCCGCGGAAAAAAACUGCCGGCGACUUCAGCGGGUUCAGUCGGCGUUGGUCGAGCUCGGGCGAAGGAGCAAAGUAAUUCAUCAGUGGUCGGUUGGUGGCGCAAAGUGAAAAAGUCGAUUGGUGAAGGAACAGCAGCUGACGGAGCUAGCCAUGCAGAUUGUGGGACUCCUGGUUUCGCUUCUGUUGGCCCUGUGCUGCCUCUGUCUCGGGACGGUCCGGUGUUGGCCAGUCUCCAAUCCGGAGAUGGUCGACAGUUUGAUCUUCAGUAACCCCGAGGUGGCGGCCCAAUCGAUGCGGGAGAUUCCACAGUGGCACUGUUUGCGGUACUUCAAGCACGAUAUCCACCUGAUGAGGCGCUGCCGCAACUACCGGUUGCAUAUGUUGAGGCGACCGAACGACAUGAUCUAAGGUGGGGGUGGAGGUGGAGAUGCCGUAUAAGCGAGGAUGGGGGUUCCCUCGAGAAACCGGAUGCGGAUAUUGCGAAGAGGCUCAACGCACGACGGAAGAUUGAUCGUCGUGAUAAUUUAGAAUUAUAUUGCUGCAUUUAGGUCGCUUCAGGCUACCACCACACAAUUAUCUCUAUCAUCGUCGAUUGGUGUUACGGCAGAGCGAGUGGAGAAAUAUACAAUAGGAACGAGAAGUGUGUAUGUUUAAAAUGUGUAAUUAUUUAAUGUAGCUAAGCAUGAAGAAGACGUUUUACGAAAACUAUCGAAUCAGUGGCAUUCACAUUACACUCAAAAGUAAUGGCUAAAGAAGCAGAAGUGAGGCAGUCUACCAUAUCUGAAUAUCGUAAGAAUGAUUAUAAUAUAAUACUUUGUUGUUUUUUUAGUAUUCAACCAUAAAAAUUGUUGAUUUGCUUGAUCAGUGAGAUUACCAAUGAAAAAACAAGUAUGCAAAUAUAUACACAUACAGAAAAUUAAAA
Molecule: messenger RNA, 1031 nt
Organism: Aedes aegypti (yellow fever mosquito)
Lineage: Eukaryota; Metazoa; Arthropoda; Insecta; Diptera; Culicidae
Exons: 3
Coding region: 260-517 (85 amino acids)
Source: RefSeq, a predicted model, not a curated record